AUAAUGUUCACAUACUUAAUUUGAGGUUCUGCGGACAACGAAGGUAAUACUUUAAUCUUGUUAUUUAGCUAUGCCAGUAAAAAAAAAAUGUGUAUGAGAGAAAGAGAGAGCAUUAAAUACAGUAUGUGGCAGACAAAGCGUGUCAAAGCAUCAUUUACCUGUCACUUCCUAAACAGGACAUCGUUUAUAAAUAUCAUCCAGUGGAACUGAGAAUCAGGGGGCUACAAAAGGCCACCCAGCUUCUCUCCAUUGUUCACUGGCAUCAUUGUUGGUCUCGCCUCCCAGCUGCUCAGCCAUGUCACCCAAAAAAGCCAAGAAGAGAACAGGAGAGGGAGCCAAUUCCAAUGUGUUUUCCAUGUUUGAGCAGGCCCAGAUUCAGGAAUUCAAAGAGGCAUUUACCAUCAUGGACCAGAACAGAGAUGGCUUCAUCGACAAGAACGACCUAAGGGACACUUUUGCAGCUCUUGGACGCCUGAAUGUAAAACAGGAAGAGAUUGAUGAGAUGCUCAAAGAAGCUCCAGGCCCAAUCAACUUUACUGUCUUUCUUACAAUGUUUGGGGAGAAACUGAAAGGUGCUGAUCCAGAAGAGACAAUCCUCAAUGCGUUCAAAGUGUUUGACCCCGAAGGCAAAGGAGUGCUGAAGAAGGACUAUGUAACACAGAUGCUGACAACACAAGCCGACCGGUUCACCCCUGAAGAGAUGGAGCAGAUGUUUGCUGCCUUCCCACCGGAUGUGGCAGGCAACCUAGACUACAAGAACCUGGUGCACAUCAUCACCCACGGAGAGGAGAAGGACCAGGAGUGAACGUCUCAAAGGGGACGUAAACAGACUGAUUUAUUCAUAUGGCUUCCAUGCUCGUGUCAUGGUUUCAGUGCUGAGAGAUCAAGUGAUGGGAUGGACAUCAGUCCCACUCAAAAAAAACAGACAGCUCCCCAAACAACUGCCUUCAGUAUGCAUUUCUGAUUAGAUGUGUCCAUUUCUCCUAGUUGUUUUUACUAUUUUCGAUGAAAAUAUCCAUUCGGCCUAUGCUUGUUUGUCAAAUAAAGGUUUUCAGAGAAAUCAUGUUUCAUGAAAUAUGGAAAAUAUUAUGCUGACAUCCCCGUUUCUAUAGUAAUUCUCUAGGAUUAUACACCCAAAUAUGGUUGUCUGUCUCUUUAUGUGCCUUGUGAUUGAUUGGCGACCUGUCUAGUGGGAAGUAAGCAGUAUUAAAAACGAAUUGGGGAUAUACUGUAUUCUGGAACAGAAGGGUAUUCCUGCCAGCAGUUUAACGCUUUGUUAGGUAGUGAACGA
Molecule: messenger RNA, 1291 nt
Organism: Corythoichthys intestinalis (scribbled pipefish)
Lineage: Eukaryota; Metazoa; Chordata; Actinopteri; Syngnathiformes; Syngnathidae
Gene: myl2a
Product: myosin, light chain 2a, regulatory, cardiac, slow
Exons: 7
Coding region: 296-805 (169 amino acids)
Biological process (GO): heart development; muscle cell fate specification; cardiac muscle contraction
Cellular component (GO): cytoplasm; myofibril
Molecular function (GO): calcium ion binding
Source: RefSeq, a predicted model, not a curated record